Molecule: messenger RNA, 1240 nt
Organism: Jaculus jaculus (lesser Egyptian jerboa)
Lineage: Eukaryota; Metazoa; Chordata; Mammalia; Rodentia; Dipodidae
Gene: Hoxa6
Product: homeobox A6
Exons: 4
Coding region: 104-1048 (314 amino acids)
Biological process (GO): regulation of transcription by RNA polymerase II; anterior/posterior pattern specification
Cellular component (GO): nucleus
Molecular function (GO): RNA polymerase II cis-regulatory region sequence-specific DNA binding; DNA-binding transcription factor activity, RNA polymerase II-specific
Source: RefSeq, a predicted model, not a curated record
GUGAUGGGGAAAGGGUCAUAAAUCCGUUGUUGUUUAUGAAAAUUUACAACUUUGCAAUACAACUUUAUGAGUUGUUCGGCCCUUCCAUUGGCCGCUGUCGGUCAUGUGGAUAGGAACCGUGAACAUGAACUUUUUUAUAAUUUCCCUUGCGAGAAUAGAGCCGCAUUCUUUUGCUUCGCUCGGUCCUGCGUGCUUCGGAGCUCUGCCUUCCAGAAGCCUGCCUGGGCUGCGCUUUGUCCGGCGAUGGCGAGGGAAGGGAGGCCUCGGCCGGGGCCCGGCCCGCCGCUCGCGCGGGAGGUGGGCAGCGCCCGGUGCCCGGCGCCGCAGCCUCACAACUCGCAACCUGGCUAAUUUCCUGCGUCCUCUGGCACCGGCGAGGAGGACAGUUCGUCUCCCGGGCGGCUCAAACGACAGCUGUCAGAGGGACAGGAGCUUCUGGGAACCGCAUCUGAAGUCUAACUCGGUCCUGGCCUGCAACCGGGCAUCCUACGAGUACGGGGCCUCAUGUUUCUAUUCUGAUAAGGACCUCAGUGGCGCCUCGCCCUCAGGCGGUGGCAAGCAGAGGGGCCCCGGGGACUACCUGCACUUUUCUCCCGAGCAGCAGUACAAACCCGACAGCAGCAGCGCUCAGGGCAAAGCCCUCCCUGAUGAAGGCACGGACCGGAAGUACACGAGCCCUGUUUACCCCUGGAUGCAGCGGAUGAACUCGUGCGCGGAAGGAAGAGGAAAUCCAUCCGCAAUGGGGCAAUCAGGCCCAGCAGAGGGAAGACAGGCUAAUCAGGUCCACUGUGCCGUGUACGGGAGCCACGGGCGCCGCGGCCGCCAGACCUACACGCGCUACCAGACGCUGGAGCUGGAGAAGGAGUUCCACUUCAACCGCUACCUGACGCGCCGCCGCCGCAUCGAGAUCGCCAACGCGCUCUGCCUCACCGAGCGCCAGAUCAAGAUCUGGUUCCAGAACCGCCGGAUGAAAUGGAAGAAGGAGCAUAAACUCAUCAAUUCCACGCAACCCAGCGGGGAGGACUCAGAGGCCAAGGCGGGCGAGUAGACGCCUGGACAGGACCAGGCCGGCGCUGCGACCUUCUGGCUUUGCCUCCCCCUGCCCCCGUGCCCUUGCCUGCUCCCCAAAAUUUCUCCCAACUUGCCCCUAUCCAGGGGCUUUCGCAGCUUCAGGGGAGCCCUAAGCUUUGUAAGCAUCUGUUCAUUUGCUUGUUACAAAUAAACACCACCACCACCCCCA